This is a messenger RNA of Armigeres subalbatus, 1649 nucleotides long. RefSeq lists its product as uncharacterized. Bases 9 to 1565 code for a protein of 518 amino acids. Gene Ontology annotation, biological process: SCF-dependent proteasomal ubiquitin-dependent protein catabolic process. Gene Ontology annotation, cellular component: SCF ubiquitin ligase complex. The record is from RefSeq and is a predicted model, not a curated record. Gene Ontology annotation, molecular function: protein binding. The transcript has 2 exons. Lineage: Eukaryota; Metazoa; Arthropoda; Insecta; Diptera; Culicidae.
UAUCGUCCAUGUUAUUUCAGUUAAAUCUGUUCUUUGACUGUGACGGUUUCCAUAUUUCAGCAAUGCAUCCCAUUCCACUGGCCCGCUCCACCCGGACAUACAUAGACGAUCUCCCCGUUGAAAUUAUGGAUCGGAUAAUGAGCUACCUCCCGUUGGCCGACCGUAAAUCCGCCUCACUGGUAUGCUACCGCUGGUCCGAGCUAGCUUUUUCUUUCUGCUAUCUUGCUAAUGUUCGGCUUAGAUUGAAGGAACAAGAGAUGAUGAUGAAGCUCAAGAUUGUCGAUGUACUGCAGAACAGCUGGAGAAGUUACCGGAACGUGGCGUUGGAUUUCGGAAACAGUGGAGUGGACGUGGUGUUGAUUCUUGUGAUAUUAUCAAAGUUCAGUAAAUCAAUUGAAGUGUUCGGUACGCAGCCGUUAUUCACGCCAUGGCAGCUGAAGGAAAUGCUCCAGCGGAUGCCGAAACUGAAGCAACUUACGGUGAACGUCAUCAGUGAAGGUGAGUGUUAUGUGAAGCCGCAUGAGUUCCCGGUGAUGGAGGACCUGCUGGACAUCAGGACCACGGAUGCCAUUUUCGAUAUUCCGGACAUGAAUGCUCUAAAACUGAUGCCGUCGGUGCAGAACUUGAGCGUUUAUUUUCAACGGAACGUCACGGAAAAUGCCUUCACAGCCCUAUGUUCUGUAUCGCCGCAAUUGAAAACGUUGGAAGUGUUCGCGGAUUUCAGUCGAUCUCCUAUCGAGAUGCUGAACCUACAGCAACUGGAUACUCUCAAACUUUGGGGAACGAACGCCUUCAUCAACAACGACGCACUGAAACAACUCUUCAUGGGCAUUCCCUUGUUGAGUGUGUUGUUUCUUCAUGUGCGUAUGACGACAUCCCUGUUGGAAGUGAUUUGCAGCCACUGUCCACUGUUGACUAGUUUUGGUUUCAUAGCAGAUCGGAUGGACCAAAUGUCGCUUUGUGCUCUGAGCAAGUUAAAGAACUUGAAGAUUCUACUCAUCGAUGGCUGCCUGAAGUAUUAUAUGAUACACGGAUGUAAACCUUUACCGACAGUGGAUACUUUCUGCAUGUACUGGCACAAGAAACACAUUGACCUGGAGCGGUUCGUCAAGCAGCUGCACUACAUGCUGCCGAACGUACGAAUCCUCAAAGUGAUCGGUACUCGAAGUAAGCAGAUGGACAACCCCCUGAUCCAUCAUAUUGGAAGACUGUUUACCAAAGUCAAAAAACUUACCGUGGCGGAUUUUGUGUUUCCACGCGAGAUCCGAAGUCCGGAUGAAUGUUUCGAUUGGGUUGCAAAUUUGGGAAACGUGGAACAGCUCAUUCUCAGCACGAUGCGGUUGAAGAAUAUUGAUUGCCUUCGAGGUAGUGAUAAAGUUCGAAAACUCAAGCUGGAACACUUGAACUAUUUGCCGGGGAAUAGCUUAGUGCUGCUGGCGAGCCUAUUUCCCAGACUGAAAUCUUUGAAAAUCAAUAGAUGCGCGCUAAUUACUGCCAAAGAUAUAAAAACGGUGCAGCGAAUGAUGCCCAAAUGCACAAUGGGUUUUGUUGAGCGGAAGAGAUGAUUGUUAAGAUGUAAUUUAUUAUUUAAUAUGUAAAUAGUUUAACAUUAUUAGACCAAUAAAUUCUUUAUUUCUUGUUAUCACUUA